AUGAGCAGAACGCGGCAGCUUGGAGAGAUGGAGCGCGGCGUCGACACGGCCCACCUCCUCAUGCUGCUCUCGCGGCGGCGGCACGGCGGACUCGGCGCCGGCGGCAGCGCGCGGGACGGCGGUGGCACGUGCGCCCGCGUGUUCGAGUGCAGGACGUGCGGCAGGCGGUUCCCGACGUUCCAGGCGCUGGGCGGGCACCGCGCCAGCCACAAGAGGCACCGCGCCUCGCGCGCGCCACCUGACGACGGCGCUCUCCUGCCGCCGCCGCCGCCGCCGCCGGAGAAGGCGCGCGAGGGCGGCGGCAGCACGAGGGCGACGGCGACGGCGACGGCGAAGGCGACGCACGGGUGCCCCGUCUGCGCGGUCCAGUUCCCCGUCGGGCAGGCGCUCGGCGGGCACAUGCGGCGGCACCGUGCGGCGCCCGGCGACGACGCCUCCUACCCCGACGUCACGCACCGCGGCGCAGGCGCUGCGGCGCGUGUGGAGGUCGACGACGACGUUGAAGACGACUGCACCGGCGAGGUUUGCUUGGACCUGAGCCUGACGCCGUCGGAGAACUGCGCCAAGUGCCGCCACGCCGGGCCCGGCGCUGCGGCGAACCCCGCGCAAACAACGAUUCUACUGGGCUGUCCCCUUUGA
Messenger RNA from Oryza brachyantha (malo sina), 639 nucleotides. Its product is annotated as zinc finger protein ZAT11-like. Lineage: Eukaryota; Viridiplantae; Streptophyta; Magnoliopsida; Poales; Poaceae. The record is from RefSeq and is a predicted model, not a curated record. Bases 1 to 639 code for a protein of 212 amino acids. The transcript has a single exon.